This is a messenger RNA of Ilex paraguariensis (yerba mate), 1701 nucleotides long. The record is from the annotation of a GenBank genome assembly. Lineage: Eukaryota; Viridiplantae; Streptophyta; Magnoliopsida; Aquifoliales; Aquifoliaceae.
AUGGGGAGGAAAUCGAAGGCAGCAAAGCUUGAGGCUAGGGCUACCGUGGUUGAGAACCCAAUUCCUACUGUGGAGGUUGUGAAUGUUGAGCCUGAAGUGCAUAAAAACUCUGUUGACUUACCUUCAAGCAAGAAAGCAUCAAAGGGCAAAAGUGUGAUCAUUAGGCGAUCUGGACGUCUUCAGAAUUCAGCCCCACCUACCCACAACCAAGGGAUAGAACCCAUGGCUGUGACGUUUAAUCUUGUUGAAAGUGAUAAAGAAGAUGAGCCACAGGCUGAGCAAUCUAAGCAAAUGCCAGGUGAAGCAAGCUUCGCGGAGAAACUCAACUAUCUCUUUCAAAAUGUGGAAGAAUUGAAAUCUAAGGCGACCAACAAACAGUCCUCUAGUGAUGGCCCAUGCACUGACAUCAAUUACAGAAGCCUAUAUAUUGACUCACAAAAGAAGAAUGAAGCAUUAAAACAUGAAAAUCUUCAGCUUGCCAAGAAGUUGGAAUUUGCUCUUGGAAAAGUCGAAGCGUAUGAAAAAGUGAACGAUGUGAUGGAAAGCUUGAAGGAAGUUAUAUUAGUCUCAAAUCUGGGGAAGGCUACUGGAGCGGUAAUAGAUAUAUCCUCUCAAGCGGUAUUUGGUAGAUUUUCUCCUCCGCGUGCUGAAACCCAAGCUUUGCCUAAGAGAAAGAAACUUGCAAUCAAGUCCAGACUGAGCAAUCAGAUCUCUCAAGAACUCUGUUUUUGCUCAGAUAUGGAAACUUUGACACUUGAAACUGAGAAUAUAGGCUCUGAUAUAUGCUCUGCUUUGGGGCUUAACCAAUCAAGCAAGGAGCCCCAAGUUCUCUCUCUUCUUUCUUCAAUUCUUGAGAGAUCUGUUCAGAGAAAUGAAAUGUUGUUGGAGACAAAACAAAUUAAAGAUGACUUAACCAUAUUUCAUGGUUCAAGAGCACCUUCUCUAGGCAUUCGACUAUAUAUUGAGCGUAUCUUCAAGUAUUCAUGCUGCAGCCCAUCCUGCUUUGUUGUUGCACAUAUUUAUGUGGAUAGAUUCAUUUGGCGCACAAGUUGUCAUUUAACUUCUCUCAAUGUACACCGGCUAUUAAUUACAAGUGUAAUGCUAGCAGCAAAAUUUGUUGACGAUGCAUUCUUCAAUAAUGCAUACUAUGCCAAAGUGGGAGGAAUAAGUACCACGGAGUUGAACAAACUGGAGAUGAAGUUUCUGUUUGGCCUGGAUUUCCGGCUUCAUGUGAGUGUUCAGAAGUUUGAGAAGUACUGUUUGCAGUUGGGAAAGGAAGCUACUACUGGAGGGCUCCAAAUUGAACGCCCACUCCCCAUCAAGGUUUGUCGAGUCAAAGAGAGCUGGUCCAACAAAGAUGAUUCCACUUGUGCUUCAACAGUUGCUAGAUGAAAAUUUGGAGUAGGAAUGAUAUUCUGUCGGUUACCUCAAGUGAGAAAAUGGAUGUUAAGUUGGUAUGUUAUAUUCAACUGUAGGGAGUAACCAACAUUUGAACAUACUGCUUUAGUUUUCCCUACCUGGUAGUAAAUAGGAUGCUCUAUGUUUUUAGCUGUUCCUUCCAUGAUUCUUUCUCCUCAAUGCUGUCAUCUCUUUAGUUGGAUUGCCUUCCUGGUUUGGGUCUUUGUCCAUACAAGUAUGUGUAUAUACAGAUUGUGCUUGUUUGUAUCAUAAGUUUUGUUCUAGUUAUCUUUGUCGCCUGAC